AUGGAGCACCCCCGGGACGAAGCAACAGAAGCGGUGUUGGGGGAAAUAAUCGCAGCCGGAAAAGGACACCGUGAUGACGGUUCCGGUGACCGAACGGAGUCCGGCCAGCCCUCUGGAUCGAGCAAAACUUCGGUAACGAGACGAGGCCCGAAGAGAAAGUUGCGCUCGGAUGAAAGGUACACGAUCACCGAAAUCGAUCGCGAUGGCCAACCGAUUGAACCCCUCCAGACCAAGCAAGCAUUUUAUGCUCAGUGCGGGGUUCUUGUUAGGGACAUGAUCCCGAUCAGCAUCGAGCAAUGGUUUAAGCCUAAGGACGAAGACUCUGGGGUGUCUUAUGUCGAUGAUAGGCAGAAAGCUGAUCUUUGGACCGCGCUGAAGGCAAAUUUCACCCUACCGCCAGAGGAGGAUCCGGAGAAGCCAGUUAAAGAGCCAUUGAUCAAGGCUCAUGCUCUUAAGAAGAUGGCUGAGCUAUUCAGGAGGUGGAAUAAUCAGCUGAAAUCAACGUUUGUCGACCAUGACGAGACUCUAGAAUUCAUCGGCCGAUUUGAGAAGAUCAAAGAUCACUGGGACGCAUUUGUCGCCCAAAAAUAUUCUGAGAUGGCCAAGAAGAUGUCAGCGACAAACAAGAAAUAUGCUGCAAAGAAGAAGCAUCACCAUCGCACGGGGUCAGGUGGCUACCUGAAAGCCCGACCGUUGUGGGACAAGGCUGAGAAUGACCUGAUUGAUAAAGGGAUUGAACCAGAGACAUUGCGCUGGCCAGACCGUUCAAGGACUUGGUUCUUCGGGGUUGGGGGAACAUUGGACCCUGAAACAGGGAAGUGCGUUUGGACGGACGAGCAGCUGAAGACACCCAUCACGAGGCUUCAUGAGUUUAUCGAAAAAGCGCAGGAAGGGACGUUCGUUCCGGACAGAGAGAACGACGAGCUCACACAGGCCCUCGGGAAUCCUGAGCACCCCAGACGGACACGAGGCACGCCACCAGGCUCCGUUUCGUGGAAGGCUGGGUUUCCCGAGGCAGGCGGUUACAAAGGCCGGGGGAGGAAGAGGAAAGUGGAGUUGACCAAAAUACAGGCGCUGCACGCAAGGGUACAAGCGCUAGAGGAACGAGAGGCAGUUUGCAGCAAGCUACCUGCCAAAGCUACCCCCGAAGCUACCCCGCCAUCUCAGCGGAGAAGUAGCGUGGCUUCCACCGAGCUGCUUCAGGAGCCUGUCUUCACGGCUCCUGCUAGCUAUCCCGUGGAUGCUAUCACGGAGUCUCAACAUUGCUACCUUAUGACGCAAUGGCUGAAAUUGAAAGUCAAGGCGGCUGUUGGCUUUGUUGCACCUUCUGAACCUGGCGCAACUUUUCACUGCCGGCCGAUUCCAGAAGGAUAUGCUAGGCUGAUGGUGGAUGAAAUAACGGACGGAUUUGAGGACCUCAAGCUUGACCAUCCUACGGAGAAGUUACCAUAUGAGAGGACCGUGGAGCGAAGAUCAUAAGUGAGGGACUUCUUUCAAGCGGUGAAAGCAAAGAAACAUCCACCUCCGGAGGAGAAGAUAGAUCCAGUGAAAGCAAAGCGCACUAUCGAUGCCCUGAAGAAACCACCACCGUCUCCUCCGAAAAACAACUAUGAGCGCAUUAUUGAAAGGUCAUAUAUCGAAGCGGAGCGGUCGGGAAGUACUAUCAGUGAUCGAAGCGGUAUCGUCGCUAAUCAUCCGGAUAUUUUUCCCAAUACCAAUCUUGGAGAUUACCUGCCCAACUCUGUACAUUAUGAUUUCUUGGAGGUGGAGGAACACAAAUACCAUUACGGGAAGCCUCUCGUCAAAGAUGAAAGAUCUCUAACAACGAUGAUGCGAAGAUUCCAUGAUUGGUACAUGAAAACCUGCAGAGAGUCUGGGGGGAGGAAUACUUUGACGCUGAGAGUUAGAGAGGAGCAUGACCUCGUUGGAAUUGAACUGUUGAAUGUUCCAUUUGAGCAGUUCUUCCAGUUUUUCAAUCAAAAGGCCCUCGAUAAAUUAACGGUCACUUGCUACUGUCUAUUGAAGAUCGCCGAAUUGAAGAAAAGACAAAUCGGUGAUAUUGGAUUCAUUAACACAAAU
Messenger RNA from Aegilops tauschii subsp. strangulata, 2079 nucleotides. The record is from RefSeq and is a predicted model, not a curated record. Lineage: Eukaryota; Viridiplantae; Streptophyta; Magnoliopsida; Poales; Poaceae.